This is a messenger RNA of Dimorphilus gyrociliatus, 449 nucleotides long. The record is from the annotation of a GenBank genome assembly. NCBI's taxonomy places the organism in Eukaryota, Metazoa, Annelida, Polychaeta, Dinophilidae.
GAACUUAUAUUUGUUAAUUUCCCACGCAUUAUCGCUCAUGCUAUACAGCUUUAAGAAACUUCGUUUUUCAUAAUAUGUCCGGAAAAAGUCAUAAAGAAUACUCCGAUGAAGUGUUUAAACUUACACUAGAGAGAAAUUUAGUGUACUUGACAGAGCAUUUGGAAUUGCAAGGUUUAUUCUUAACACGUUUGCAGGAAUUAAAAAUUAUUGAUGGUAAUCAAGUAGAUGAUAUUAAGCAGCAAGGCGUCAGAUAUAAAAUGGCGACGUCGUUACUCGAUAAAAUGAUCAGAAAGGCUCAUUUAUUGGGACCAUUUCUUUUGGCUUUAGAUCAGGACGGGCAAACUCACAUCAGAAAAAAAAUAGAAAAUUACCUCCCCUUGGCUGAGAAAGAACUUCAAGACAAGAAGGAUGAAGAAGAUCGAUUGAAAGAAAAAUUUGGAAUACGAUAA